This is a messenger RNA of Racocetra persica, 345 nucleotides long. NCBI's taxonomy places the organism in Eukaryota, Fungi, Glomeromycota, Glomeromycetes, Diversisporales, Gigasporaceae. The record is from the annotation of a GenBank genome assembly.
CGAUUUGGAAGAAUUGAAGCCAUUAUCUCGUCCUUGCAGCCAUCUGAUUCUGAUCAUCCAAAUAAACAAAUAGGAGAUGCAUUAAAAAUAUCAAGGCUUUUAAGACAUAAUAAAUUAGGAGUUUAUUAUAGCCAGGAUAGGAGCAAUAUGCUAUUAGAAUUACAAAGACAAUUAAAAAACCAUUUUGUUGUUGGAUUUGUGCCAUUUGGUGGCCAUUUUGAUGAUGCAAUGCACCCUUUACUUCAAGAACUCUAUCAAUUAGAAAAAAGCGUUGUGAUGAAUAUGAACGGUGAAUCUGUUUGGGUUAUCACUUCAAUUGGGCUUGUAAUAGCUGAUUUACCUCAG